AUGUCUGCGGCACAGCUGCUAAAUCCAAAGGCGGAAUCACGACGGAGAGGGGAAGCUCUAAGAGUCAAUAUCAGCGCCGGUGAGGGUCUCCAAGACGUGCUCAAAUCGAACCUGGGUCCAUCAGGGACUUUAAAAAUGCUGGUUGAUGGCGCGGGUGCGAUCAAACUUACGAAGGAUGGGAAUGUACUUCUUCGAGAGAUGCAAAUUCAAAAUCCCACUGCCGUUAUGAUUGCGCGUGCGGCUACGGCACAAGACGAUAUUACUGGAGAUGGAACAACAUCAGUGGUUCUUCUAGUUGGCGAGUUGCUUAAACAGGCGGACCGACAUUUAUCUGAAGGACUACACCCUCGAGUGUUGACUGACGGGUACGAAAUCGCUAAAACUGAGGCGCUCAAGUUUCUUGACUCGUUCAAACUUCAUAGAGACAUCGAUAGAGAACUUCUUCUCUCAGUUGCGCGAACUUCGCUUUCCACGAAAUUGAACAGUGCUCUGGCUGAGAAGUUAACCCCUGAUAUUGUCGAUGCGGUUCUUGCCAUUCACAGACCUCUCAACAAGCCUGAUCUUCAUAUGGUUGAAAUCAUGAAAAUGCAACAUCGAACCGCCUCUGAUACUCAGCUUAUUCGCGGUCUAGCCUUGGAUCAUGGGGCGCGUCAUCCGGAUAUGCCGAAACGUGUCGAGAAUGCCUAUAUUUUGACAUUAAACGUCAGUCUGGAAUAUGAAAAGUCUGAGAUCAACUCUGGUUUCUACUACUCCAGUGCUGAGCAGAGAGAUAAGUUGGUUGAAAGUGAACGGAAAUUUGUGGAUGCGAAGCUGCGCAAGAUUGUCCAGCUGAAGAAGCAAGUUUGCGGUGAUGAUCCAAAGAAAGGAUUCGUCGUUAUCAACCAGAAAGGUAUCGAUCCUUUGAGUUUGGAUGUACUUGUCAAGAACGGAAUACUUGCAUUACGCAGAGCAAAGCGUCGAAAUAUGGAACGCCUGCAGUUGGUAUGUGGCGGUACCGCACAGAACAGCGUCGACGAUCUGAAGCCAGAAGAUCUGGGAUGGGCAGGUCUAGUGUACGAACAGCAACUUGGCGAAGAAAAGUUCACAUUUAUCGAGGAGGUUAAGGACCCAAAAUCCGUUACUAUUCUCAUCAAAGGACCGAACCAACACACCAUUACGCAGAUUACUGAAGCCGUUCGUGACGGCCUUCGUUCAGUAUAUAACACAAUCGUUGAUGGCUGUGUUGUCCCAGGAGCCGCCGCGUUCCAAGUCGCAUGCGCUUCUCAUCUGUCUUCCGAAACGUUCAAGAAAACAGUCAAAGGCAAAGCCAAGUAUGGCGUUGAUGCCUUCGCCAACGCCCUUCUCAUUAUCCCCAAAACCCUGGCGGCGAACUCUGGUCACGACAUUCAAGACUCUCUAGCUGCGUUGCAGGACGAGCAAAGCGAAGGGCAUAUCGUUGGACUUAACCUGACGACGGGGCAGCCCAUGGAUCCAGUCCAGGAAGGUGUAUUUGAUUCAUUCAGAGUCCUAAGGAACUGUGUUGCCUCUAGUGCUGGCAUUGCGUCAAACUUACUGCUCUGCGAUGAACUCCUCAAAGCAAGACAAAUGGGAAGGCAGGGCGGCCCGGCUGGAAUGGAUGAGUGA
Molecule: messenger RNA, 1623 nt
Organism: Paracoccidioides brasiliensis Pb18
Product: T-complex protein 1 subunit zeta
Exons: 7
Coding region: 1-1623 (540 amino acids)
Biological process (GO): protein folding
Cellular component (GO): chaperonin-containing T-complex
Molecular function (GO): ATP hydrolysis activity; ATP binding; ATP-dependent protein folding chaperone
Source: RefSeq, a predicted model, not a curated record